Messenger RNA from Hevea brasiliensis (rubber tree), 2820 nucleotides. RefSeq names its product subtilisin-like protease SBT1.3. The coding region runs from base 381 to 2714 and encodes 777 amino acids. Lineage: Eukaryota; Viridiplantae; Streptophyta; Magnoliopsida; Malpighiales; Euphorbiaceae. The record is from RefSeq and is a predicted model, not a curated record. Gene Ontology annotation, molecular function: serine-type endopeptidase activity. The transcript has a single exon. Gene Ontology annotation, biological process: proteolysis.
AUUUCAAGAAUCAAGAUUCAUGCUAACGACUCACUAAACCAAAAAUAAUUUUCACCAUCAGAAUUUCAUUCUUGCUUUGCUGUGACCUGUUGAGAGCGAUUUGCUAAGAUCACAAGCACCGGUAGAAUUGAACCCAUUAACAAUGUCAAUGAGAAAAACAGGAGGACCAUAACCAAAUUAAUAAAUUCUGCCACCAGCCUGCUUUCCUUUCUCCAAUUGGCAUUCAUGAAACAACUACCUCCAUAAUUACCUGCACAAUAGGACAUUGUAAACGUCCCCUCUAUCUCCGAUAUUUCAAGCCUCAAUCCACCGUCUCCACUGAAAUUUUCUCUCCAGCUUUCAUCUUCUUUGCCAUCCUAUAGCAAAUUUCUUAACCAAUAAUGCCUGGAAACAAUGUAAAAUGGCUGUUUUUCAUCCUAACAAGCUAUCUGGCCUUCAAUGUUGUCCUCACCUCAAAGAAUCCAUUCACCAGAAAGACUUACAUUAUUCAGAUGGAUAAGCAUGCAAAGCCAGAAUCCUUCUCUAAUCACCUUGAAUGGUACUCCUCGCAAGUAAAAUCAGCAUUGUCUAAUUCCGAAAAUGAAGCCAAUGCAGGCCGUCAAGAGAGAAUAAUUUAUAGCUAUCAGGCUGCUUUUCAUGGGUUUGCUGCCAAGUUAAGUGAAGAAGAAGCCGAGAGGCUAGAGGAGGCAGAUGGUGUACUGGCUAUAUUCCCGGAGACUAUCUAUCAACUACACACCACUAGAAGCCCCGUGUUCCUUGGGCUAGAACCAGAAGUAAGCACAAGUGUCUGGUCUCAAAAAAUUGCAGACCAUGAUGUUGUAGUGGGAGUGCUAGACACGGGGAUUUGGCCAGAAAGUGAAAGCUUCAAUGACAAAGGCAUGACUCCAGUGCCUGCUUAUUGGAAAGGAACAUGUGAGACAGGCCGAGGUUUUGAAGAACACCAUUGCAAUAGAAAAAUUGUCGGAGCAAGAGCAUUUUACAAGGGAUAUGAAGCUACUACUGGAAAAAUCAAUGAGCAAAAUGAGUAUAAAUCCCCAAGAGAUCAAGAUGGUCAUGGAACUCACACAGCAGCUACUGUUGCUGGCUCUCCUGUGCAUGGAGCAAAUCUGUUGGGCUACGCUUAUGGAAUAGCAAGAGGAAUGGCACCUGGUGCUAGAAUUGCUGCCUACAAGGUCUGCUGGGCUGGAGGGUGUUUCAGCUCAGACAUUAUGUCUGCAAUUGAUAGGGCAGUGGCUGACGGAGUGAAUGUACUAUCAAUAUCUUUGGGUGGUGGGGUUUCUUCUUACUAUCGUGAUAGCUUGUCCAUAGCAGCUUUUGGGGCGAUGGAGAUGGGUAUUUUUGUUUCAUGCUCGGCUGGAAAUGGAGGACCUGACCCUGCCAGCCUCACAAACGUAUCGCCAUGGAUAACCACAGUUGGCGCCAGCACAAUGGAUAGAGAUUUUCCCGCCAUCGUCAACCUGGGAACCGGCAGAACUGUAACUGGAGUUUCACUCUAUAAAGGCCGGAGGAAUCUUUUGACAAAAAGGCAAUAUCCUCUGGUUUACAUGGGUGCUAACUCUAGCAGUCCUGAUCCAAGUUCUCUGUGCUUGGAAGGAACUCUGAAUCCACAUAUUGUUUCUGGAAAGAUUGUGAUAUGUGACCGUGGUAUUAGUCCAAGAGUCCAAAAGGGCCAGGUGGUGAAAGAUGCAGGAGCAGUAGGCAUGAUUUUAUCAAAUACAGCAGCAAAUGGAGAAGAACUUGUUGCCGAUUGUCACCUACUUCCAGCAGUUGCUGUGGGGGAAAGAGAAGGGAAAUUGAUCAAACAUUAUGCUUUAACAAGUAGGAAUGCUACAGCAACUCUGGCUUCUCUUGGUACAAAGCUAGGAAUUAGGCCAUCUCCAGUGGUUGCGGCAUUUUCAUCCAGAGGACCAAACUUCUUGAGUCUUGAGAUUCUGAAGCCUGAUGUUGUUGCGCCAGGGGUGAACAUAAUCGCAGCUUGGACUGGUGAUACAGGCCCAUCAGGUUUGCCCACAGAUCCUCGUAGAGUGAGGUUUAACAUUCUGUCUGGAACUUCCAUGUCGUGCCCUCAUGUAAGCGGAAUUGCAGCGUUGCUCAAGGCUAGGCAUCCAGAAUGGAGUCCAGCAGCAAUUAAAUCAGCUCUGAUGACAACAGCUUAUGUUCAUGAUAAUACCCAAAAGCCACUGCAAGAUGCCUCCGUGAAUGCUCCUUCCAGCCCAUAUGAUCAUGGAGCGGGGCACAUAAAUCCCUUGAAAGCUCUAGACCCAGGUCUGAUUUAUGACAUUGAAGCCCAAGAUUACUUUGAAUUUCUUUGCACACAAGGGCUUUCACCAACGCAGCUGAAAGUUUUUGGCAAGUAUGCAAACAGAAAAUGCCAAAAAUCUCUUGCAAGUCCAGGGGACUUGAAUUAUCCAUCUAUUUCAGUCGUGUUCCCAGACAAUACAUCCAUUUCUUUUUUGACUCUUCACAGAACCGUUACCAAUGUUGGUCCUCCAGUUUCAUCAUACCAUGCAGUAGUAUCUAAAUUCAAUGGUGCAACUGUUAAAGUUGAACCAAGAACCCUGAAUUUCACCUCCAAAAACGAGAAAGUUUCUUACAAGAUAACCUUCACCACAAAAUCUCGGCAAAUAAUGCCUGAGUUUGGAAGAUUGGUAUGGAAGGAUGGGGUUCACAAAGUAAGAAGCCCAAUUGCUAUCACAUGGCUGAUGCCAAUGUAAAUGUGCCAGUGGAUUCAACAUUGUUCAACAAUAAUUAUCCAAGGUGUUUUAUGAAGAGCCAAGGAGGCUCAGUCAUUUUUAUUACUACAUGCAAUGCAUUUCUUUC